AUGUCUAAAAGGAAUGUGGUUUUCAGCAAACCGGACGAGCCGCUGUUUUUGAAAAAAUUAAAGCAGCAGAUUGGUUAUUGCGAAGGGCCCACAGUCGAUACCAAGCGGGAACGUCGAUCUUUUUCGGAUGCUGAAGACAGUGAUAACGACGAGAAAUUAGACGAUCAGCCCACUAUCGUUGUCUUGAAUCCGGGCGAUUUAUCCGCCGAUCAAGUCGAAGCUGAGAAGAAGAAAGAUAAAUUAGCGAUACAAGAUACUUGCAUUUCGUUUUCGUCGUCGACGAAAUACUCGACUCGAUUUCGUUACCGAAAGACUCGCAUAAUGGAAGAAAAAGAAACAGCAGCGGCCAAUUUGAACGACCGAAUAAUAUUCAAACCGAGUAAGAAAAAAGAAGAAGCUUCCAAAUCUAAAGACGAUCCGAAAAAAUCAUCGGAAAAAUCGAAAAGCCAGCCCAAAGCGCAAUCUAAAUUGCUUUCGUUUGACGACGAAGAGGAUCAGGACGAAUAA
Molecule: messenger RNA, 507 nt
Organism: Planococcus citri (citrus mealybug)
Lineage: Eukaryota; Metazoa; Arthropoda; Insecta; Hemiptera; Pseudococcidae
Exons: 4
Coding region: 1-507 (168 amino acids)
Source: RefSeq, a predicted model, not a curated record